Dromaius novaehollandiae (emu) is the source of this 1509-nucleotide messenger RNA. It is a transcript of the gene PRR7, whose product is annotated as proline rich 7, synaptic. Bases 549 to 1226 code for a protein of 225 amino acids. NCBI's taxonomy places the organism in Eukaryota, Metazoa, Chordata, Aves, Casuariiformes, Dromaiidae. The transcript has 3 exons. The record is from RefSeq and is a predicted model, not a curated record.
AGGGCGGGGCGGAGCGGCGGGGCGGGAGCCCGGGCGGGGCGGCGGCGGCGCGGGAGCGCUCACCGGAGACAAAGGCAGCGCCGGGAGGCGGCGGCGGCGCCGCGCACCGGGCGCGCACCGGGCCCCCCUUCCCCUUCCCCCGCCGCCACCGCCACCGCCACCCCAUGGAGCCGCCGCCCGCCGCUGCCUGAGCCACGUGCGCCGCCGCCGCCGCCGGGCACCCUCGGCGGCGGCGCCGUCACAGCGAUGGGCAGCAGCCGGCCCCGCGGCUCGCCUCAGCCCUCCCACCGCCCGGCCCAGCCCGGCGCUCGGGGCGCCGCGUCCCGCCGCCGCCCCCCCGCCUGAGCCCCCCGCUGCCCCGGGCUCCAUGGCGCCGGGCGCCGCGGGCCCCUGAAGGCAGCCCCGGCUCGGCCCGCCGCCGCCUCGGAGCAGCCGCCGCGCGGGGCAUGGGGAGGGCUCCGGCGGCCCGGCCCCACUGAGGCCCCGAGCGCCCCCCCAGCCAGGGCAGGGAGAGGCCGGGGCACCCCCCCGGCAGGCCCACAGCGAAGAUGGUGAUGUCCCAGGGCACCUACACCUUCCUCACCUGCUUCGCCGGCUUCUGGCUCAUCUGGGGCCUCAUCGUGCUGCUGUGCUGCUUCUGCAGCUACCUGCGGCGGCGCAUGAAGCGGCAGCAGGAGGAGCGCCUGCGGGAGCAGAGCCUGCGCACGCUGGAGCUGGAGCCCCUGCACUACGAGGGCUACGCUGGCAGCCCCCCCGGCAUCGCCAUCCCCCACCGGCUCCGCAUCGAGCCCCACCACCCCCACGUCCCUCCCCCGCGGCCCUGGAGCUGCCGGCACGAGUCGGACCUGUCGAAGCCGCCGUGCUACGAGGAGGCGCUGCUGAUGGCAGAGCCGCCGCCGCCAUACAGCGAGGUGCUCAUGGACACGCGGGGGCUCUACCGCAAGAUCAACACCCCCUUCCUGAGCCACGAGCGGCUGGAGAAGCAGGAGCAGCCGCCCAGCUACAAGCCCCUUUUCCUGGACGCCGGCUACGGCUCGGCGCUGCACCUGCCCCGCGCCGCCAGCCCGGGGCCGGCCUGCCCGGACCUCUACCUGCAGGCCGAGUGCUCACCGCGCAUGUUCCCCAGCUGGACGGACUCGGAGCUCAGCAGCAGGGAUGCCUACGAGCCAGGGCCGUGGCACCUGCCCGUCUCCAUGCCCCUCUUCGGCAGGACUACGGCCGUGUAGGGCCCCGGCGGAGCUGCAGCACGGCCGGCAGCCCCCGCCGCGCAAGGGGGCACGGGGUGGGGGGCUCGGGCCCCCGCUUUUCCCGGCGAUGCUACCCCCCGGGACAGGCACAGCGCCCCGGCCCGCGUCGCCACUGCCGUCAGCGCGUGAGGGGCUGGUUCCCCAUCUCGCCCCCCCCGCCAGCCCCCCCCGCUGCGGCUGGGGGGGCUCGGAGCUGGGCCCGGACUCUGCUCUGUUUCUUAUCUUGUUUGUUACAGUUUGAGAAUAAAAGUUUGUGGAAGCG